Aspergillus melleus is the source of this 240-nucleotide messenger RNA. RefSeq lists its product as uncharacterized. Bases 1 to 240 code for a protein of 79 amino acids. NCBI's taxonomy places the organism in Eukaryota, Fungi, Ascomycota, Eurotiomycetes, Eurotiales, Aspergillaceae. The record is from RefSeq and is a predicted model, not a curated record. The transcript is spliced from 2 exons.
AUGGGCGCCUUCGAAUACACCGGUGGAUCGCUGUGGGGAUACCAGAAGGACCAUACUGUCGACGAGUUUGAGCGUCGCCAACAGCUGCGAAAGCAGUUCCGCACCUCGGGAGAGCAGACCGUCCAGGAGCUGGGCGAGGGACGAGGCAUCUACGCUCCCGGAUACGCCGAGAGACGACGAGAGAGACUCAAGGAGGCCUACGGCAUCGACGUUCCCACAUCCCCUAUCCCCGCUUCAUAA